Brienomyrus brachyistius is the source of this 1993-nucleotide messenger RNA. RefSeq names its product DENN domain-containing protein 2D-like. The record is from RefSeq and is a predicted model, not a curated record. Gene Ontology annotation, cellular component: cytosol; nucleoplasm. Lineage: Eukaryota; Metazoa; Chordata; Actinopteri; Osteoglossiformes; Mormyridae. Bases 380 to 1804 code for a protein of 474 amino acids. The transcript has 12 exons.
CCAUUAUUUAGCUAUAUCUAAUAAGUUUAAAGAUCUGGAUCUAUAGAAAUAACUACCAGGCAGACGCGAACAAGGAAUUUGACGUCAGUGAGUUUGCGUGAACUUUAAACAGCACGACCCAGGGAGCGAAAUCGCAUGCAGCACAUGUGGGCAUCAUUUGAUGGGGGGUAAAACCGAGAGCCCAGCUCUCUUAUAAUCUUAUUAUAUAUUGAUUGAACAGGAAGAAAGAAACGGGGAAACCUCUAACACUUCUGUUCAUUCUUGGCACACGUGAGCUGCGGGAUCUUGCGUUAAAGGUCUUCAUUACGGGUUUUAAGAAAACUGAAUAAAUGCAAGGCGAGAGUCAAGGGCUGCCAAUUUCAGACGUUAACGGGGCGCUAUGAACUGGGACAAGAUAAACGGGGCUCGGGCUCGUCUAAGAAAUAUGGCUCCUAAUUUUCUGAAAAACGGAAGAAGGCAAGAGCAGGCAUCUCAGUCAGGUCUACCGGCACCCACAGCGAAGCCGGACGCCCCCUUGGAGAGGUCUGCUCCUGAGACAUACUUUCAGAGUGGGCAUUUCUUUGAGUACUUGGUGGUGGUGAGCCUCCGGAAGAGUGGGGGGUCUGCCUACAGCCCAGAGAUCACCUACCAGUUCCCCAAGCGUGAUGGCUUGGUGAAGUUCCAGAAGGAGGAAGAGGAGAAGACUCUGAAGGCCAUCACUCUGUUCUGCUUCCCCGAAGGGGUCAAGUGGGCACCGCUGACAGAAUACCAUAGUGAGACCUUCUCCUUUGUUCUGACGGAGCUGGAUGGCAGCAGGAGGAAUGGAUACUGUCGCAGGCUACUGCCCAAUGGCAAAGGUGCCCGUCCCCCGGAAGCGUAUUGCAUCAUCAGCCGUUUGGCCUGUUUUGGACUCUUCUCCAAGAUCUUUGACGAGGUGGAGAAGCGACGGCAGAAAUCCAUGGCCAUGAUCUACCCCUUCAUGCAGAGCUUGCGGGAAGCACAGUUUCCGGCGCCGGGACAGACAGUGAGGAUCAAGAGCUUCAUCCCUGAGUCUGGCACAGAGGAGAUCGCACUGACACGGCCUCUGGACUCGUGGCUGGAGCACGUGGACUUCCGCACACUGUUCCGCUGCCUGAGUGAUGAGCAGGUCCUGCUGGUGUUUGCCUCCACUGUACUGGAGAGACGCAUCAUCUUUGUGGCAGAGGAGCUCAGCACGCUGUCCCAGGCCAUCCAUGCUGUAGCGGCCCUGCUGUACCCCUUCAGCUGGCAGCAUACCUUCAUCUCUAUCGUCCCAGAGAUCCUCAUCGACGUUGUCAUGGCCCCCACGCCCUACCUGCUUGGUGUGCAGAAGUGCAUGCUGGAUCUCGUCUCAGACCAGAACGACCUGCUGCUGGUGGACUUGUCCGAGGGAUCUCCGGAGACGUUAAUUUCCAGCAACGAGGACGAGCAGGACAUCCUACCUCCAAAGCUACGGGAUGAGAUUAUGGAGGCCUUAAGCCAUAGGAGGAACGAUUCGACGCUGGAGGAGCUGAAUGGCGUGGUGUCCAGUGCCUUCCUGCUCUUUUUCGUGAAGACAGUCGGCCACUUCGGCAAGUUCAUCAGGCGUCCUAGGAACGGCCAGCCGGCGACCUUUGACAGGCAGGGCUUCUGCAGGGGGGUGGAUUCACGCAGCACCCGCACAUUCGUCGAAAGGUUUGUCAAGACGCAGAUGUUCGACUUGUUCAUCCAGAACGUGGAGCGGCAGCCAGCCUCGCAGGAAGGAUUUUUCCACAAAAAGGUGGCUGAAUAUCAGGAAAGCAGAAAGAAAGAAAAGAUGAAAAAAUGAGAAUUAAACUGGAACUUUUCCACCCGUCUUAAGUAUCCAUGUUCUGUAAAUAAUGUACUGUUUUUAAAUAGUAAAAUGCCACAGUUUCAGUGUUUGGUGGGUAGUUUUGAUGCUCUGCAGCUACCCUGAUCUAUUUUUAUACUUGAGGAUGUAUUCAGUUACAAAUAAAGUUGAUAUUGUUUUGCUUUA